Molecule: messenger RNA, 876 nt
Organism: Aureobasidium melanogenum CBS 110374
Lineage: Eukaryota; Fungi; Ascomycota; Dothideomycetes; Dothideales; Saccotheciaceae
Exons: 3
Coding region: 1-876 (291 amino acids)
Source: RefSeq, a predicted model, not a curated record
AUGACUCUUGUUCUCAACCACCGCAUCAACCUCCCUGAGAUCGAUACCAGCCAGGCGCCCUACAUCAAUUUCACGAAAGCUACUGCCUUGGCCGAUGCUCAUCCCACCAUCGAUCUGGACCUGCUUCGUCAGCUUGCCGAUGGAGUUCGAGGUGACCAAGUUGGAUCCGAGGAUGCGACCCGCGCUCUGUGUCAGAUUUUCGAGGACACUUUCACUUUUGAAGUGCUGCAUGGUCAGCUCAACGCCGAUUUGAAAGCGAAAGUCUCGGCAUUUCUCAGUGGCACUCCAGCAGAGACCGUUGUAGCUCAGGGUUUCGAUAUUACCUGCGCGCCUCUGAACUUGCACAGAAAUCCUUUCGGUGGCCGUGUACCCGAUGCACACAAAAAACAUCACCUCUUUGGCUCCCGUGCCUACGCCAAGGUCGAACAAACAAUAGGUGCCGUGGAGCAUCGUCCGGUCAUCUUCGAGGACUGCGAGCGAACCAGAAUCAUGGAGGUCUAUACCGACGUCCCUUUUCUCAACUGGCAACAGAAUGUACACACCAGACCCAUCCUGACCUUCGUUCCGUCUACUGUACUCGGCUUGCAGAACCUGAUCAAGGCAUAUCCCCAAAAGCGCAUCCGAUGUAGUGGCUAUCGCCAUACCAGGACCAACUUCUUCGCAGAAGACGGAGAUAUUCUCGUCUCCUUCGCCAGCCUGCACCACGUCGCAAGUGUGCUGCCAGAGAUGAUCAACCUGUUCACCGGCCGAAUCAACGAAGCCGAGUUAACGGGAGAGUUGAGGAGCAUCCAGACCUUUCCUCCUCAAGCAGGUCAAGCAGAUACUCAAAGAGUCCGAGUUGGGGCGGCAGUCACUCCGGAAGAGCUUCGAGAAUAG